Messenger RNA from Penicillium egyptiacum, 3813 nucleotides. The record is from the annotation of a GenBank genome assembly. NCBI's taxonomy places the organism in Eukaryota, Fungi, Ascomycota, Eurotiomycetes, Eurotiales, Aspergillaceae.
AUGAAUGACGUAUGUGGACAUGACUAUCACAACUCGCAUCUUGUAGCUCUCUCACCCCCGCCUGUUAAUAUUCUAUAUCUUUUUGCCUUCGAGGUCAUGGACAAUCCACAUAGGCAGACCAUGGACUAUGAGGCAGACCGUCAGAAACGCGAGGUAUAUCGAUACUUCCAGCCGGAAAAUCCAGCAGCGCUUAAUGCAUCACUUCUUCAAUUUGAUGAGCAUGUGGCCUCAACAGCAGAUUUUUCUGGAGUUACAUCCCCUUUUGUACCAGAUAGCUCCGACGCAAAAACAAGUUAUGUGCAAGGCAGCUCUCCAUCAAGUCCAAAUACAACUUUGACUUCUUUUGCACAACUGGCCGCUCUACGCCUGAGCGCGCAGCGUGCUUUUAUAACUGUAUUGAACACCGACUCCCAGUUUAUAUUGGCUGAAGCCACAAGAAACUCCAAUCUUAAAAGCUCGAAGUCGUCUGCCGGAGAAGGAGAUACACUCUUCGCUGGAACAUCGACACUGCCAGAUGCUUGGAACAUAUGCCAGGAAACAGUUGCAAUUAUCUCAGACAGCGAAGAUGGAUUAUAUUCAUUUUUGGUUGUCAAUGAUCUUCAACAGGAAGAACGAUUCAGAGGACUGCCUUUUGUGACACAAGGGCCACACUCUCGUUUUUAUGCCGGAACGCCACUAACCAGCCAUAGCGGUAUCAAUUUGGGAUGUCUGUUUGUAUUGGAUUCUGAACCUCGCGAAGGGCUAUCUGAUAUCGAGAAGGAUACAUUAGGAAAAGUGGCAGAGUUGGUAAUGGAUUAUUUAUUGGUUAGCCGUCAAGCUGCAGAAGGGCGACGGGCCUCGCGGCUAUCGCGUGGUCUCCAUCUUUUUGUCGAUGGCAACUCCAGUUUUGCCAGCAACGCUCACAUGUCGUCUCGGUCAAACAGCUCAGCACAGAGUUUGUCCCCGCGGACGUCACCUCACCUCAGAGCCUGCCGAUCUACAAGCUCGCAAAAUGAUGAACUGGAAUUUCGCUCGUCAAGCUCUGGAUCAGGGAAUGGGUCCCAGAACGGCGAUAUGCAAAUUUUGAGCCGAGAUUCCAACCAGAAUGACACAUGUGUUCCCCCUAGCCCAACGGCAUCGUUGCACAGCUCGCGACAGGACGAGAGUAGUUCAGAGGACUCCUCGAGCAGCAACCACUGGCUUUUCCAACGUGCUGCGAACCUCCUGCGCCAAAGUCUGGACUUGAAUGGUGCUGGGGGUGUCAUGUUUUUGGAAACCAGUGACAACUCCUGCGAAUAUGUCGCAGCCGGUCAUUCUGACUCCACUGAAUCCACAAAUCCUGCUCCUAUUCUUGCGCUGUCCACCAGGGAUGAUCCAUUUUCAUACCAGGCGAGCUCUACGUUAUCAGACCCAGCUGUCAAUCUUGACAAUGUCUUCCUGAAACAGUUGAUGCAUCGCUAUCCUAAAGGAAAACUCUGGUCGUUUCACCACGAUGGGACAUUUUCAACUUCGGAAGACCAGUUAAUCGAAGAGUCUCGGAAAGAAAGAAAGAAGUCAAAGGCUUCGGAGACCAGAAAACUGAAUGAAUUCUUCCCUGACGCAUGUCAGGUCAUGUUUGUCCCACUGUGGAAUGCCACAGAUUCUCAGUGGUUCGCUGGGUGUUUUUGUUGGACUCCCCGGCCAACGCGAGUUUUCAGUCCCGCUGUCGAUCUGAGCUCAGUAUUUGCCUUCGGAUCCUCUAUCAUGACCGAGUACAGCCGUGUUGAGUCAGUUAUCGCAGACCGCCAAAAGGGGGAUUUUAUAAGCAGCAUCUCCCAUGAAUUACGCAGCCCGCUGCAUGGUGUCUUGGCUGCGGCCGAGUUUUUCGGAAGUACUGCCUUGGACCAGUUCCAGUAUACCCUCCUUGAUACGAUAAAUGCGUGUGGUCGAACUCUCUUGGAUACAAUGAACCAAGUUUUAGACUUCAGCAAAAUUAUGUCAUUGGAAAGACACAAGAAGACCUUCAGGCGUGGAAAAGAUCCGUGGAAACCAAAACCCUCCGAGGAGACUGUGGCGCGCCUGGAUACAUUGGUUUUGACAGAUGUGGCUCUCUUGAUAGAGGAUGUUGUAGACAGCGUCUCCUUGGGCCAUACCCAUAUACAGAGGUCAGCCACGUCCACCAAUGGCUCCACAGACAUCUUGUCAACACUGUCUUCCAAGUCAGCAAAAGGUGACAGCCAAGUUGAUCACACUUCAGAAGUGGAUGUCGUCAUUGACAUUCCUGAUAAUGACUGGAUGUACAAAGUCCAGCCAGGGUCGCUGAGACGCCUAAUUAUGAAUAUCCUUGGCAACGCACUGAAGUAUACUAAAAAGGGUCGGAUCUCUGUCUCCAUGGAGGUCACCGACCGCUCGAAGGGUCGCUCUCGACGCCAGGGUCUCGAAGAUAUGGUGACAUUGACCAUCUCAGACACGGGUAAGGGCAUCUCGAAGGAAUAUCUUCGGAAGCACCUAUUCACCCCGUUCUCGCAAGAAGAUCCGCUGUCAGUAGGAACUGGCCUCGGUCUAUCAAUUGUCCGCGGCAUCGUGAAAACCCUCAACGGGAAAAUUAAUGUUCGAAGCCGACAGGGCGAAGGCACUAUUGUCAAGGUGUCGCUUCCUCUCGAGCGUCUAGUGGGGGAUGAAAACCCACAAUCGACGUCUCAGAAGGGAAAGUCGGACCAAAAUUUACUUACGGCAUCUUCUCAACUCCGACGUGUCGGCUGUAGUGGGAAACGUGCUGCCAUCUGGGGAAUCGAUCCGUCUCGACUCGGCGAGCAUCCGUUCUGGGCUUCCAUAGCUCGGUAUAUCACGGAUUGGUAUGAUCUGCAGCUUGUUUCUCUCCCUGCCAGUGAGCCUAUUUAUAUUCUGUUUGCGGAUGAAAAGGAUCUGUCUACAAAAGAAACACAGGGUUUCCCAACAGAAUUGCCAAGCCUGCUCGUCUUUUGCAGCGAGGCGCGCGACUAUGGUGAUCGUAGGGCACAAUGGUCGCAUCUUGCUGACUCUCUGGCAAUUCUUCAUCGACCUUGCGGUCCACGAAAACUUUCCCGCGGUAUUUUGAGCUGUCUUGAUACAAAGCCGAUAGCGCCCACGUCCAAUCCGCAGAAUUUCGGGCAAGGCUUAGUACUUCCAGAGCGACCCGCUCAUAUAGGCUCGACUUUGCCAAUUGAACAGUUCAACCCCUCAUUACCAGGAAAUGGACAAUCACUAGAUGUUGAACCAUCAAUUCCCCUGCCGGGGUCCAGCAAUUGCAUCAUUGAUCCUACAGAGCGUAGCGCUUUUGCGUCUGCGUCGCGUACUGACAGCUCUGAUUGUAUAAUAUCGGGUAGUACUGAUUCCGGCAAUGACGGGCCUUCUUCCUCUACUCGAUCUUCAUCUGGCGGCGGCUCAGGUCAUGUUAGCGCCUUAUCUGGUAGCCAAAACAGACCUCGGGUCUUGGUGGUAGAUGACAACAACAUCAACCUUCACCUCAUGAUGACUUUCAUGAACAAACGAAAAGUCGUGGUCCUAGAUAAAGCCGAGAAUGGCAGAGCGGCUGUCGAUGCGGUUGAAAGGAUGCAGCAGGGAUAUGACCUUAUUUUCAUGGACAUGUCUAUGCCAGUUAUGGACGGAUUUGAGGCGACGCGCGCCAUUCGUGCCAUUGAGAAAGAACGGGACGACUAUAUUCCGGCAACAAUCAUCGCAUUAACAGGACUUAGCAGUUCGCGCGAUCAGUUCAGAGCCUUGGAUUCAGGAGUGGACCUUUUCCUUAUGAAGCCUGUUUCUUUUAGGGAAGUAUCGAGGCUUAUUGAUGAAUGGGAAGCCAAACGGCCGAAAUAA